Messenger RNA from Contarinia nasturtii (swede midge), 2302 nucleotides. Its product is annotated as putative protein kinase C delta type homolog. The transcript has 5 exons. Bases 1625 to 2245 code for a protein of 206 amino acids. Gene Ontology annotation, biological process: protein phosphorylation. Gene Ontology annotation, molecular function: ATP binding; protein serine/threonine kinase activity. Lineage: Eukaryota; Metazoa; Arthropoda; Insecta; Diptera; Cecidomyiidae. The record is from RefSeq and is a predicted model, not a curated record.
GUUGUCAGGAUUUUGGCUAUUGUUGUUUUGUUCAGCCGUGUGACGUCUUCUUUUUAACUCCGUGUUCCCUUACACAGCCACACAGUGUGUUGUCAUUCGCGCUCUUUCUGUUUCAUCUAUGCAAAACAAUAAUAAUAAUAAAAAAAAAUAUCGUCGUUUUUUUCGUGGCCCAUUCUAUUCCGUUUACAUUUCGGUUGAGCAACAAAAAAAUAAAUUUGUUAUGUAUUUUCGGUCAUUGUCAAGUGACUGACUAUUUUGUUUUAAUCGGUAUUUAAUAAUCGCGUGAAAUGUUCAAACAAUGGUGUGUUGUACGCUAUAUCAUUUCAAAAAUAUAUUAUCGUGUAUAGUUUGAUAUGUGCUUUUCAUUUUUUUGUUAUUUUUAUUUGCCCCGUGUGUUUUCAAUACAAAAGUAUUUUAAUGCGAGAAGAUGAAAAAGAAUUGGAUGUUUUAAUGUAAAAAGUGUAUCGGACAACGCAUUAACAUUAAUGAAGAAGAGCACUUAAUUUUGUCUAGAGCUUUGGAUGCAACGGAGUGUUUUUCACAUUGUUUUUCUUAUACGCCGUUUAAAAUGCAAACACUAAUUUUACAAGGAUUCGCGAUCAAGAUGUUUUCAUGUUAUUUGCGUCGGCUGUUUUUAAAGCUCAUUAAUUUGGUUUAAUUUGGUGGCGUUCAUUUUUCUGAAGCAUCAAUGUGUAUUUCAGCUUUAACAAGAUUUCCUUUUUCGAGUCAAAAAUUUACACGCACAUCAGUUAGGAACGAAAACACAACGUCAAAAAUUGUAAUUUGACAUGCACACAUUUCGAAAAGAAUGAAUGAUGUUACGCACACAAUCAACUAAUCGCCAUCUGUCGAUACAUCAAAUGAACUAUACUAGUGAAUAUUAUAAGACAAGCAGCCGAACAAGAAAUUUGAGCGUAGAAAAGAAAAAACGAGAGAUAUGAGCGAUGAGCAUGACUAGCAAACCAGCCGAGAAUUAAUCGAGUCGGGCCCAUGAAGAGAGCAAAUAAACAAUCGCCAGGAUAUUGCAUAUGAUUUUGCAUUGCGGUAAAGUGAAAAACAAAACAACCGAAUUAAAUAUGUACAGACCGAAGAAAAAAAUUGUUUAUUACAUCUAGACAGCAACAAGACUUAACAAAUUGAAAUGGCAUCGUUCGCCGUUGGCUGUAAAAUACAUUCGAAUACAUAUACAAUAAAAUGAAAUUCGUUUUGAAAUAUAAAUUAUUGGAUGAUUGUGCUAAUGAAAGUGUCGAUUUCGGCCAAUUCAAUGAACAAAAACAAAAAUCUGUAAAAAAAAACAUGAACAGCCGCAGUUAUUUGUACAAUUUUUAUUUUCUGUUUAGUAACGAACGCUUUCCAUUCUUAUGAUCUCGAACGGUUAGAUCGAAUGAAUUUCAUGGCAAAAUGAAUGAAUAACAAAAUGUGCAUUACAUAAAAAUAAACGAUAAAUAUUAGAGUGAGUUAUAGCACUCGUUUUCUCGUGUUAAAAGUGAUAAGCAGUUACAACUAAAAAAGCGUUUCAAAAUUCAAAAGAAAAAAAAAAGAACGAGAAAACAAAAAAAUUGACUAUUGAAUAAAGAAAACAAUCAAAAAGAAAAACAAACUUCAUCAUUGGUCAGCUCCAAAGAUGAUGUUUUCUGGUUUGAAGAAAACAGGCAUCACACAAAAUAGUAACAAUGGCGUGAGAAAACGUGAACGAUAUCCAGAGUCAAAGACAAACAAACAAAAUGCUCAGAAUCGAAAUAAGAAUCCAUCGAACGACAUAAACAACAUAAAUCCAACAACUAAUAAUUCAACAUCCUUACCACGGAAAAGCACACAGAACAACCAAAGCAACAGCAACACUUACCCUACUUUACCAUCAUAUUUAAGGCUUGGUGUAAAGCGCACCAAUGACGAUCACAGUGAUGAUCGUGACGCUGUGGCUGCUGGCGGUGGACACAGCAAGGAUAGUAUUGCAUCAUCGUCAACAUCAUCGAUGUUAUAUCGAAGCAGUAUAUCCGAUCUUGGCGGCAGCAGUUCAGCUUUAGUACAAUUUACAAAUACCCGCAUCAAAAGUAUCACCAAUCGACGCGGUGCCGUUAAAUAUCAGAAAACACAUAAUAUCAAUGGGCAUAAAUUUGUAGCGAAAUUUUUUCGACAACCAACUUUUUGCGCAUUCUGCAAAGAAUUUUUAUGGGGCUUUGGAAAACAAGGAUAUCAAUGCAAUAGUGAGUUAGAUCCUAGCAUGUCAGACUGCUGUACAUAAGAAAUGCCAUGAAAAACUACUUGGAACAUGCUCUGAAUCGGUUUUUAAUUCGGAAAG